Messenger RNA from Fulvia fulva, 3504 nucleotides. Its product is annotated as DNA polymerase gamma, mitochondrial. The transcript has a single exon. The record is from RefSeq and is a predicted model, not a curated record. Gene Ontology annotation, cellular component: gamma DNA polymerase complex; mitochondrion. Gene Ontology annotation, molecular function: DNA-directed DNA polymerase activity; 3'-5' exonuclease activity; DNA binding. Gene Ontology annotation, biological process: mitochondrial DNA replication. The coding region runs from base 1 to 3504 and encodes 1167 amino acids. NCBI's taxonomy places the organism in Eukaryota, Fungi, Ascomycota, Dothideomycetes, Mycosphaerellales, Mycosphaerellaceae.
AUGCGAUCACGAUGCCACCGGAAUGUGGUGCAUGCGCUCGAACGAACGCAGCAGACGUCCUUGCUCCGGCUGCGACCGCAACCCCUGAAGAAAUGGUCGUGUGCACAGAAAUGCUACGCGUCGACGGCCGUGGCUGCGGACGUGGCAACACACCAUCGGCCACGGCUGUUGGCAGUCUCGUCAGAAGCCCGACACAACGAGAUUGGCGUGCAGCAAGUCAGCGCACACAUCCAUCCGCAACUGUUCCCCACGGCGACCGCUCCCAAACCCGACGCCGAAUUGGUCUCCUUGUCGAAAGAUCAUCUUGCACGGCAUGAGCUGCUGGGAAAGACGAGUGACAAUGCGUUGCCCAUCGGCUUUGACUUGCCUACCUUGCAUGGUGCCUCGCUGGACGAGCACUUCUACCGCUUAGGCAUGGACAGUGCAGAACCAUUCCUGAGUCUGUCGAAGAAGUAUGCUCGAGCGUCGCCACCACCGAAACCGCGCCAAUGGGUGCAGAGAAGUGGCUGGACGAAGUACUACGAAGAUGGGAGCUCCGAAGCUGUAGCUGCGCCGGAUGCUGAUGAGUUGACAUUCGAUACCGAGGUGAUGUGGCAUGAGACUAGCUUCCCUGCUAUGGCGUGCGCUGUCUCUGCGACUCACUGGUAUGCUUGGCUAUCGCCGUGGCUACUGGGAGAAAGUGAGAACGACAGACAUUUGAUACCUCUGGGUGACCCGAAUCAGCCUCGCAUCAUCAUUGGACACAACAUCAGCUACGACAGAGCUCGUGUUGCCGAGGAAUACAGCUUGGAGCAAUCGAACAACUUCUUCAUGGACACCAUGAGCUUACAUGUUGCCGUGAACGGUAUGUGCAGUAGACAGCGCCCGACGUGGAUGAUGCACCGCAAGGAGCGUGAAAUGCAGGAUAAGAUUGCUGCCGCGGACGAAAGUGUUGAUCUCGCUUCGCUUCUGGACAACAGAGAAAGCUUCGAUGAAGAAGAAGAGCUCUGGGUCGGCAGAUCAUCCGUAAACAGUCUGCGAGAUGUUGCAAAGUUCCACUGCGGUAUCACAAUCGAUAAAGCAAGACGAGAAUGGUUUGGUGAAUUGGAUCGUGAUGGUGUAGUCGAGCGACUGGACGAGUUGUUAGACUACUGUGCCGCUGAUGUGGAGAUCACACACAAAGUGUACAAGAAGGUCUUUCCGCUAUUCCUGGAGACAUGCCCUCAUCCAGUCUCGUUCGCGGCGCUCAGACACAUGGCAUCGGAGAUACUUCCUGUUAACAAAAGCUGGGAAGCGUACAUCGCAAAUGCGGAGGCAACAUACCAGAAAUUGUCAAGCGGUGUGACGGAGCGGUUGGUAGAUCUCGCGGACAAGGCGCUCGAACAUCGAACCAGUUCGGGCGUUUACGAGAAAGACCCCUGGUUGUGUCAGCUGGACUGGAGCGGCCAGGAGGUACGAAUGGUGAAGGGCAAGAAGAAGGGCGAUCCUCCUCGACCAGCUGCACGACAGAAGAAGCCUGGCAUGCCGCAAUGGUACAGAGGCUUGUUCGCAAGGAAUGACGCCGAUAUUGCUCUCACUGUUCGAACUCGAAUCGCACCUAUACUGCUGAGGCUGGCUUGGGACAACAAUCCACUGGUGUGGUCCGACAAGUACGGCUGGACUUUCAAAGUGCUGCAUGCCAAUGCAGGCAAGUACCAUGAUCAGUCGAUGACCAUGUGCAAUAUUCUGGAAGAAGAGGACUUUACCCUUCGCGACGAUCUCGAGCAUACCUACUUCAAGCUUCCACACAAAGAUGGACCUGACGCCCGAUGCACGUCGCCAUUGGCAAAGGGCUACUUGAAGUUCUUUGAGAGUGGGACUCUUUCCUCCGAAUACGCGUAUGCAAAGGAAGCGCUGGAGAUGAAUGCAUCGUGCUCGUACUGGAUCAGCGCUCGCGACAGGAUCACGUCACAAAUGGUUGUAUAUGAGAACGAACUCCCUGAUGCGCCAUCACCUGAAAGCGAGCUUGGUUACAUCUUGCCCCAGGUAAUCCCGAUGGGCACAAUCACACGUCGAGCAGUGGAGAACACAUGGCUUACAGCUUCCAACGCGAAAAAGGACAGGGUAGGGUCUGAGCUGAAGAGCAUCAUCACUGCUCCUCCCGGCUACUGUUUCGUUGGUGCAGACGUCGACAGUCAGGAGCUGUGGAUUGCCUCCUUGGUUGGCGAUGCCAGCUUCAAGCUGCACGGUGGCAACGCCAUUGGCUUCAUGACGCUCGAAGGGACGAAAGCUGCUGGUACAGAUCUGCAUUCGCGCACCGCCAAGAUUCUAGGGAUAUCUCGCAACGAUGCAAAAGUGUUCAACUAUGGCAGAAUCUAUGGCGCAGGCCUGAAGUUUGCGCAGUCACUGCUACGCCAGUUCAAUCCGACUCUCAAAGAAGAAGACGCCAAAAGGAUCGCAACCAAUUUGUACCAAGAGACCAAAGGCACAUCUACCACGAAGAAGAUGCUCCACGAACGCAAGUUCUGGCGCGGUGGUACCGAGAGCUUCGUCUUCAACAAGCUCGAAGAAUUCGCUGAGCAAGAAAGACCCCGUACACCAGUCCUCGGAGCUGGGAUCACACAGGCCCUCAUGCGUCGUUACAUCAGCAAGGGCGGCUUCAUGACCAGUCGUAUCAACUGGGCCAUUCAGUCCUCUGGCGUUGACUACCUCCACCUACUGAUCAUUAGCAUGGAGUAUCUGUGCAAGAGGUAUAACAUCGACGCACGCCUGUCACUUACCGUGCACGAUGAGAUCCGCUACCUUGCCAAGAACGAAGACAAAUACCGCUGCGCGAUGGCGCUACAAGUCGCCAACGUUUGGACUCGAGCAAUGUUCAGUCAACAAAUGGGCAUCGACGACCUACCACAGUCCUGCGCCUACUUCAGCGCCGUCGACAUUGAUCACGUUUUGCGCAAGGAAGUCGACAUGGAUUGCGUUACCCCAUCACACCCUACCGCGAUACCUCCUGGAGAGUCACUGGACAUAUUGCAGAUCCUGGAAAAGGGCGAUGAAGCGUAUCUGGACCCUGCUGAGGUGCCCAAGACCGCUCCUCGACCAGAACGCUUCGACUACACCUACCGCCAGCCAGUGAUGGAAGGCUUACACAACGACAAUGCUCUUCCCUACCUCAAGGCACAGAUCGCAUCCACCCCAGCUGAGCUCAACAAGAUCAUCAAAGAGCUCAAGACGCCCGCGCCAAAGAACGCUUCGCCCGACGACAUGGGUGGUAAUGGAAGCCAAGGCGAGGGUGGUGCACUAAAACUUAAGCGCACCUCUAAGACUGGUGGUCGCAAGUCCAAGAAGUCCGAUGACCGUAACGCAGGUGUUCCCCUUCGAAAUGUUACGCAGUUGGCCAAAUUGGCACCGUGGGCGCCCGAGCCUGUAAUCCAUAACAGGUUUACGAACUGGUACGAUUAUACCAACAAGGACCACCAGCUGUCCAGGAGCUGGGGCAAUACUGCUGUUGAUGUUGGGGUCCCAAAACGAUUGCCUACUAUGACUUGA